AUGUCAACAAUCGAAGACGUAAAAGGAGACCAUGGCCUGUCAGAUCUUGUUCCAAAUGUUGUUCAGCAACUGUCUGAGCCCACAUUAUCGAGUCUCGGCUUGUGUGGAAGAACGCCAGUGGGAUUGAUACAACAUGUAUUGGAAUUUAUUCAUGUUGACGUUGCUCCUUGGUGGACAACAAUAGUUGCAACAACACUAUUGUUUCGUAUUCUCAUGAUGCCAUUGGUUGUUAAAGGCCAAGUGAACGCUGCCAGGCUAAAUAAUGUCACUCCCGAGUUAAAUAUUUUGACACAGCGUAUGAGAGAAGUUGCUAACUCUCAAGAUAGAAUGAAGCAAGCAGAAACGUCACGCGAACUACAACAGUUUUUCCGAAAACACAAAUGUCAUCCUUUCAAGUCUUUGAUCAUUCCACUUGUCCAAGGCCCGGUGUUUGUGUCAUUUUUUCUUGGCCUAAGACGAAUGGCAAACCUUCCUGUUGAAUCAAUGCAAACUGGUGGUGUACUGUGGUUUACAGAUUUAACAAUUUCAGAUCCAUAUUUUCUAUUACCAGUUCUUUGUAGUGCGUCAAUGCUGCUUACAAUUGAGACAGGUGCUGAAGUUGGUGUUAGCAAUCCACAAUUUAAGAAUAUCAAACAAGUUUUCAGAGUUAUGGCAAUUCUUAUGAUUCCCAUGACUGCAAAGUUUCCAGCUGCAGUGUUUGUGUACUGGAUGACUUCAAACCUGUUCUCCCUCUGCCAAAUGUUAUUUCUUCGCAUACAAGCUGUGCGAAAUUUUUUUGGAAUACCCAAAAUAGUUAAGCACAAUCAUUUGCACCCAAAUUCUGGUGGAUUUUUAAACAACUUUAAAGCUGGUUAUAAAAAUGCCCAAAAUCUUGCUGCCAUUAAAGAAGGUGAGCAGAGGAGACAGAAAUCUUUUGAAUUGGCAUCUCAACUACCAUUGCAGCAAACAUAUGAAAGUAAUCCAUUGGCACAGAAAAAUGAACAUUUGUUUCAAACAGCAAGCAAACAAAGCCAAAAAAGACGGCGAAAAAGGAAAGACAAAGAGAAUUUUUCAAAUCCCAUGUAAGGCUGUUGUAUUCAGCACUUCAGAACUAGUGUAAAUUGCCUGUCCAGUUCAAAAAAUUCUCUUGUAAACCGCAACAGAUCCUGCCAACACUAAUUGAGGUUUACACAUGGAAAAUAAACAUAAGCAAAUCAUCUUAUUUUUGUUAAAAAACUCUAUACUGUAAAAAGGAAAGUCAUUCACUCUUUGCCUCAAAUGAAAGCACGGAUGGUGAUAGUUUA
Xenia sp. Carnegie-2017 is the source of this 1283-nucleotide messenger RNA. Its product is annotated as mitochondrial inner membrane protein OXA1L-like. Gene Ontology annotation, molecular function: membrane insertase activity. The record is from RefSeq and is a predicted model, not a curated record. Gene Ontology annotation, cellular component: mitochondrial inner membrane. NCBI's taxonomy places the organism in Eukaryota, Metazoa, Cnidaria, Anthozoa, Malacalcyonacea, Xeniidae. Gene Ontology annotation, biological process: mitochondrial respiratory chain complex IV assembly; protein insertion into mitochondrial inner membrane from matrix.